Molecule: messenger RNA, 1596 nt
Organism: Morchella importuna
Lineage: Eukaryota; Fungi; Ascomycota; Pezizomycetes; Pezizales; Morchellaceae
Exons: 6
Coding region: 1-1596 (531 amino acids)
Biological process (GO): amino acid transmembrane transport
Cellular component (GO): membrane
Molecular function (GO): amino acid transmembrane transporter activity
Source: RefSeq, a predicted model, not a curated record
AUGAGUCCAGACAGCGAAAAGGCAAUAGAGGGACAACGAGUGGUGGGAGACACAAAAGCUGUAUCUGAAACAGGGUCAAGGCAUGGCGAUUCUCACGGAUCGCCGCUACAUCGGAAGUUAAAGUCGAGGCAUUUGCAGAUGAUUGCUAUCGGGGGAAUCAUCGGACCAGGCCUUCUCGUGGGCUCCGGAAACGCGCUUCAUCUUGCAGGUCCCGCUGGAAUUUUAAUUUCCUUUGCUCUCGUCGGUUUAAUCGUCUUUUUUGUAAUGCAAUCACUCGGCGAGCUCGCAACACUCAUUCCCGUAACCGGCUCCUUUGUCGAAUACGCUGAGCGCUUCGUCGAUGACUCUCUCGCAUUCGCCCUCGGGUGGGGAUAUUGGUAUCUCUGGGUUACUGUUCUUGCUAAUGAAUAUAAUGCGAUUUCCCUCGUUGUGAUGUACUGGUCCGACGUCGUUCCACAAUGGGCGUGGAUCCUAAUGUUUUGGGUGUUAUUUUUAUCUUUAUCUAUGCUAGGGGUUUUGGCAUACGGGGAGGUGGAGUUUUGGUUAAGUCUGAUUAAAGUCAUCUCGAUAACGAUAUUCUUUAUUGUUGCAAUCGUGAUAUCGGCGGGUGGGAUUGGGCCGCAGAAGAUUGGGUUCAAGUAUUGGAAUGACCCGGGAGCCUUUGCGGAUGGAAUAAAUGGUGUUGCAAGGACCUUCGUCAUUGCCGGUACACUAUAUGCCGGCACGGAGAUGGUGGGUAUUACAGCGGGAGAGGCUGGAAAUCCAGGGAGAGCCGUUCCAAGAGCCAUUAGGCAGGUUUUCUGGAGGAUCUUGAUCUUUUACGUGGGGAUGAUGUUCUUUAUUGGCAUUUUAAUGCCUUACGAUGACCCCCGCCUUCUAUCAUCUACCUCCCGCACCGCCCGCUCGCCUCUCACUAUUGCCCUUGAUAGUGCUGGAAUCCACGUCGGCGCUCACCUCAUCAAUGCUCUUAUCGUCAUCUCUGUAAUCUCCGCAGGCAACUCAUCGCUUUAUGUCGCCUCCAGAACCAUUUUAUUCAUGGCCAGCACCGGAAAAGCACCCAAAAUCUUCUCCAAAGUUGAUAAACGCGGCGUUCCCUGGGCAGCACUCUUGUUAUCGAAUCUUGGGGCCUGUAUAUCAUUUUUAUCGCUCUCUGGGAGCGCUGGCGAGCUCUAUGAGGCGCUUAUAACGCUUAGUGGGUUGUCAACAUUUAUGGUGUGGGCGACGAUUAUGUUUGUGCAUAUCCGCUUCCGACGGGCGAUGGUGGCGCAAGGGCAGAGCAUUGAAGCACUGCCAUUUCAGGCCGCUUGGUACCCAUAUGGUGCUUAUGCUGCGUUGGGGGCCAACAUUUUCUUAAUAUUUUUCCAGGGGUAUACUGCAUUCUUGAACCCAUUCAGCGCCAAAGAUUUUGUAAUAAACUACAUUCUCCUGCCAGUGUCAGUGAUAUUUUUUGUUGUGUACAAGUUCUGGAAUAAGACCAAGUGGGUGCGGUUGGAGGAUAUGGAUCUGUACACUGGGAGAAGAGCGGAUGAUACGGUAGUUCUCGAAGGAGUAGAGGUACCGUGGUGGACUAAAGUAAGAAGAUCCUUGGUCGGGUAA